UCGGAAACGUCUUACAGUAUAACGCCCGAAACGAUAUCGGAACUGUGUCAGUCAGUGACGGGCCGGAGCGGAAAGGAUUGAGCUUGUGAUUGAAUUGUACGAGUAACUGUUGACCCAGCAACCGAUAUUUUUGUAUUAUCGAUAAGGUGAUUCAUCACCGUGGUCGUGCAUUCGGCGACGUAGCAGUGCGCAACACCGUUGUUUAUCGAUUCAGCCAGCGACAAAUUGUCAUCUUGCCACACCCUACAGCUUCGUGGCCAUUUUGGACACGACGACAGUCGGUGGGCUCCUACCUACUGCUGUCUCUCAAUCAUGGAUCAAAUCACGCCCAAGGAGGUGAAGAUCCUCGAGAAUCCCGAAGAUAUUCAGGAUAGGCGAGAGCAGGUGUUGCGACGAUAUGCCAACUUUAAGGUGGAGGCGCGUAACAAGCGCGAAAGGCUUGAGGACUCCCGUCGCUUUCAGUAUUUUAAGCGAGACGCGGACGAACUCGAGGGGUGGAUCUAUGAAAAACUCCAGGCAGCUUCCGAUGAGAGCUAUAAAGAUCCGACUAAUCUGCAGGCAAAGAUCCAAAAGCACCAGGCUUUUGAGGCUGAAGUCGCAGCUCAUUCAAACGCCAUCGUGCAGCUUGAUAAUACUGGCUCAGAAAUGAUAGCUCAACAUCAUUUUGACAGUGAUACAAUUCGCAAGAGAUUAGAGGACCUUCAUCGUCUAUGGGAGUUGCUGUUAUCCCGGCUGGCUGAUAAAGGCUUGAAGUUACAGCAGGCCUUGGUGCUUGUACAGUUCAUUCGCCAUUGCGAUGAGGUGAUGUUCUGGAUUCACGAUAAGGAGGCUUUCGUAACGACCGACGAAUUCGGGCACGACUUGGAGCAUGUGGAGGUGCUCCAAAGGAAAUUCGACGAGUUCCAGAAGGACAUGGCGAGCCAAGAGUACAGAGUCACGGAGGUGAACGAGAUGGCGGAUAAGUUGCUGUUGGACGGCCAUCCCGAGCGCGACACUAUCCUGCGCAGGAAAGAGGAGCUCAACGAAUCCUGGCAACGAUUGAAGCAACUGGCGAUACUACGACAGGAGAAGCUCUUCGGAGCGCAUGAGAUUCAGAGAUUCAACCGGGACGCCGACGAGACCAUGGCUUGGAUCGCCGAGAAGGACGUGGUGCUGUCGUACGACGACUUCGGCCGGGACCUCGCGAGCGUGCAGACCCUGCAAAGAAAACACGAAGGCAUCGAACGCGACUUGGCCGCUCUCGAGGAUAAAGUGUACACGUUAGGGGCAGAGGCGGAUCGUCUAGCCGCGAUUCAUCAGGCAGACCACUCCAAGCAAAUUCAAGCCAAACGCGCCGAGAUCCUGCAGUCAUGGGAAAGCCUGACGGCAAAGGCGAAGGAGCGUCGCCUGAAACUCGAUGAGUCUUACUACCUGCAUCGCUUCUUGGCUGAUUACCGCGACCUGGUAUCGUGGAUGAACGACAUGCGCGCCAUCAUCUCCGCGGAUGAGCUGGCCAAGGACGUGGCCGGCGCUGAGGCCUUGGUCGACAGACAUCAAGAGCACAAGGGCGAGAUCGACGCCAGAGCGGACAGCUUCGACGCCACCACAUUGGCCGGCAACAAGCUCUUGGAGAAGAAACAUUACGCCGCCGAGGAAGUGGCGCGCAAACUGAGCUCCCUCGCUGAGGACAAAUCUUCUCUCUUGAGCCUGUGGGAGAAGAGACGCAUCUUGUACGAGCAGUGUGUAGAUCUGCAGUUGUUCUAUCGCGACACUGAACAGGCCGACGCGUGGAUGGCCAAGCAAGAAGCGUUUCUGGCGAACGAAGACUUGGGAGAUUCUCUGGACAGCGUGGAGGCGCUCAUCAAGAAGCACGAGGACUUUGACAAAUCGCUAGCGGCUCAAGAGGAGAAAAUCAAGGUACUUGACGACUUCGCCGGGAAAUUAAUCGAAGGCGAGCACUACGCCGCGGACGACGUGGCGCAACGACGGCAGCUGCUACUGGAACGGCGAGCAGUUCUGUUGGAAAAGUCCGCCCAGAGACGUCGUCGGCUGGAGGACGCGUACAAGCUGCAGCAGUUUGAGCGAGACUGCGACGAGACGAAGGGCUGGGUGAACGAGAAGCUCAAGUUCGCCACCGACGACAGUUACCUGGACCCGACGAAUCUGAACGGCAAGGUCCAGAAGCAUCAGAACUUCGAGCAGGAACUGAACGCCAAUAAGACGCGCAUGGAGGAGAUGGUCGCCACUGGUCAAGAGCUGAUCGACAGCGACCACUACGCCAGCGAUCGCAUUCGCACCCGCACCGAUGAGAUCGUGACGCUAUGGGAGAGCUUGGCGCGAGCUACCGAGAAGAAGGGUGCCAAGUUGCAGGAAGCUUCUCAACAGCAGCAGUUCAACCGGACGGUGGAGGACAUCGAGUUGUGGCUGUCCGAAGUGGAAGGGCAGCUCAUGUCAGAGGAUUACGGCAAGGACUUGACUAGCGUGCAGAAUCUACAGAAGAAACAUGCACUCUUGGAAGCGGACGUAGGUUCACACUCCGACAGGAUCGACGGUAUCACUCAGGCGGCCGAGCAGUUCGUCAAGUCUGGUCACUUCGACGCCGACAACAUCAGGUCCAAGCAGGAACAAUUGCAGGCCAGGUACGCCGCUCUGCAGCGUCCCAUGAGCCUGCGGAAGCAACGACUACUAGACUCUCUUCAGGUGCAACAGCUGUUCCGCGACAUCGAAGAUGAGGAGGCAUGGAUUCGUGAGAAGGAACCGGUCGCGGCAUCUACCAAUCGCGGUCGCGAUCUGAUCGGUGUGCAGAAUCUGCAGAAGAAGCAUCAGGCUGUCCUGGCGGAGAUCAACAAUCAUGAGCCGAGGGUGGCUGCAGUGUGCCAAGCGGGUUCAGCGAUGCUGCAAGACGGACACUUCGCUGCCGAAGAGAUCAGUCAGCGGCUCGCGGCCUUGGACGAGCACUGGGGCCAGCUGAAAGACAAGGCGCGCCAACGCAAGAACGAUCUGGACGAUUCUCUUCAGGCGCAUCAGUAUUUCGCUGAUGCGAACGAGGCCGAGUCGUGGAUGAAGGAGAAACGGCCGAUAGUGAUGAACGGUGAUUACGGCAAGGACGAGGACAGCUCGGAAGCUUUGCUGAAGAAGCAUGAGGCUCUGGUGAGCGAUCUGGAAGCGUUCGCGAGCACGAUCGCGGCGUUGAGGGACCAAGCCGCGGCCUGUAGACAGCAGGAGACGCCCACAGUCGACAUCACCGGCAAGGAGUGCGUAGUUGCACUUUACGAUUAUACGGAGAAGUCACCCAGGGAGGUGUCCAUGAAGAAGGGCGAUACCUUGACUCUCUUGAACUCCAACAACAAAGACUGGUGGAAGGUCGAGGUGAACGAUCGCCAAGGCUUCGUGCCAGCAGCAUACGUGAAGCGCGUGGAACCCGAAGCGGGCCUGAGCGCAUCCCAGCAGAACUUGGCGAGAGAACAGAGCUCCAUCGCCGCGCGACAAGCACAGAUCGAGGCGCAGUACGACGAUCUGCUGCGCCUGGCGCGCGAACGGCAGAACAAGCUGAACGAAACCGCCAAGGCUUACGUGCUGGUGAGAGAGGCGGCGGAAUUGGCCACCUGGAUCAAAGACAAAGAGAAUCACGCUCAAGUGCAGGACGUGGGCGAGGACUUGGAGCAGGUGGAGGUCAUGCAGAAGAAGUUCGACGACUUCCAGGCGGACCUGAAAGCGAACGAGGUGCGCUUAGCUGAGAUGAACGAGAUCGCCGUGCAGCUGAUGAGUCUCGGCCAGACCGAGGCGGCGUUGAAGAUACAAACGCAGAUCCAGGACCUGAACGAGAAGUGGACCAGCCUGCAGACGCUCACCGCCGAACGCGCUAACCAGCUGGGCUCUGCGCACGAGGUGCAGCGCUUCCAUCGCGACGUCGACGAGACGAAGGACUGGAUUCGCGAGAAAGACGCGGCGCUGAACAACGACGACCUCGGCAAGGAUCUGCGCAGCGUGCAAGCUCUGCAGCGCAAGCACGAGGGUCUCGAGAGAGACCUGGCCGCAUUGGGCGACAAAAUCAAGCAGUUGGACGAGACAGCUAACCGUCUGAUGCAGUCGCAUCCAGAGACCGCCGAGCAAACAUACGCGAAGCAGAAGGAGAUCAACGAGGAGUGGACUCAGCUGACCGCCAAGGCCAACAGCAGGAAGGAGAAGCUUCUAGACUCCUACGAUCUGCAGCGAUUCCUCAGCGAUUAUCGCGACCUAAUGGCUUGGAUCAACUCGAUGAUGGGCCUGGUCGCCUCCGAGGAACUCGCUUCGGACGUCACGGGCGCCGAGGCGCUGCUCGAACGUCACCAGGAACACCGAAUGGAGAUAGACGCCAGAGCUGGCACCUUCCAGGCGUUUGAGCUGUUCGGUCAACAGCUGCUGCAGUCCAGCCAUUACGCUAGCGUGGAGAUACUGGAGAAGCUCGAGUCCAUGGCUGAGGCGCGGCAAGAGCUGGAGAAGGCUUGGAUCCAACGACGCAUGCAGCUCGACCAGAAUCUCGAGCUGCAGCUGUUUUGCAGGGACUGCGAGCAGGCGGAGAAUUGGAUGAGCGCACGAGAAGCUUUCCUCAGCAGCGCGGACGCGGUUGACAGUAGCGACAACGUGGAGGCUCUCAUCAAGAAACACGAAGAUUUCGAUAAGGCAAUCAACGCUCACGAGGAGAAGAUCGCCACUUUGCAGACUCUGGCUGAUCAGUUGAUCGCCGCCGAGCACUACGCUGCCAAGCCUAUCGAUGAGAGACGCUGCCAGGUGCUGGAUCGUUGGCGACACCUUAAGGACGCUCUUAUCGAGAAGCGCUCCAAGUUGGGCGAGUCUCAGACGUUGCAGCAGUUCUCCAGAGACGCCGACGAGAUGGAGAAUUGGAUCGCCGAGAAGCUUCAGCUGGCGACCGAGGAAAAUUACAAAGACCCUGCCAAUAUACAGUCGAAGCAUCAGAAGCACCAAGCUUUCGAGGCCGAAUUGGCGGCCAACGCGGAUCGUAUUCAAUCAGUGCUCGCUAUGGGAGGUAACCUGGUCGAGAAGCAUCAGUGUGCCGGCUCGGAGGACGCUGUUCUCAAGAGACUGGCAUCUAUCGCCGACCAAUGGGAGUAUCUCACGCAGAAGACCACCGAGAAGUCGAUGAAGCUGAAGGAAGCCAACAAGCAACGCACCUACAUCGCCGCUGUGAAGGAUCUUGAUUUCUGGCUCGGUGAGGUCGAGAGCUUGCUCACGUCUGAGGACGCCGGUAAGGAUCUGGCGUCGGUGCAAAACCUCAUGAAGAAACACAAGCUCGUCGAGGCGGACAUACAGGCGCACGAGGAGAGAAUCAAGGACAUGAACGCUCAGGCCGAUUCGCUGAUCGAGAGCGGUCAGUUCGACGCCGCCGGCAUUCAGGAGAAGCGACAGAGUAUAAAUGAGCGUUACGAACGCAUCAGGAACUUGGCGGCGCACCGACAAGCGAGACUCAACGAGGCCAAUACCUUGCAUCAGUUCUUCCGCGAUAUUGCCGACGAGGAGUCUUGGAUCAAGGAGAAGAAGCUUCUCGUUGGGUCAGACGACUAUGGUCGUGAUCUUACCGGCGUGCAAAACUUAAAGAAGAAGCACAAGAGACUGGAGGCUGAACUCGGUAGUCACGAGCCAGCCAUACAGGCUGUCCAGGAAGCCGGGGAGAAACUCAUGGACGUUUCCAACUUGGGAGUACCCGAAAUCGAGCAGCGUCUGAAGCUUCUCAAUCAGGCAUGGGCGGAGCUGAAGCAGUUGGCAGCCACUCGAGGACAGAAGCUGGACGAGUCUCUGACGUACCAACAAUUCCUCGCCAAGGUCGAGGAGGAGGAGGCGUGGAUCACCGAGAAGCAGCAGUUACUGUCUGUUGAGGAUUACGGUGACACGAUGGCUGCUGUACAAGGUCUAUUAAAGAAGCACGACGCGUUUGAGACCGACUUCGCCGCACACGGAGAGCGUUGUAAGGAUAUCUGCGAGGCCGGCGAGGCGCUGAUCAAGGCCGGUAAUCAUCGGGCGGACGCGAUCGGCCAGAGGUGCGAUCAGCUACGCAACAAACUGGAACAACUGGGAGCGCUCGCGGCGCGCAGAAAGACCCGCUUGAACGACAACUCCGCUUACCUGCAGUUUAUGUGGAAGGCUGACGUGGUAGAGUCGUGGAUUGCCGACAAGGAGACUCACGUGCGCUCCGAGGAAUUCGGCCGGGAUCUCUCGACUGUGCAAACCCUGCUGACCAAGCAGGAGACCUUCGAUGCCGGUCUUCACGCGUUCGAGCACGAGGGUAUCCAGAACAUCACCUCGUUGAAGGAGAUGCUCGUCGAGUCCGGUCACGAUCAGACUCCUAGUAUCCAGAAGCGCCACGGGGACGUCAUCAUUCGCUGGCAGAAGCUUCUGGCCGACUCGGACGCGAGGAAGCAGCGCCUGUUGAGAAUGCAGGAUCAGUUCCGGCAGAUCGAAGAGCUGUAUCUGACAUUCGCGAAGAAAGCUUCCGCCUUCAAUUCUUGGUUCGAGAACGCCGAGGAGGAUCUCACGGAUCCCGUACGUUGUAACAGCAUCGAAGAGAUUCGCGCCCUCCGAGAGGCACACGCGCAGUUCCAGGCAAGCUUGUCCUCGGCUGAGGCUGACUUCCAAGCGUUAGCCGCCCUCGACAGGCAGAUUAAGAGCUUCAAUGUUGGCCCGAAUCCGUACACGUGGUUCACAAUGGAGGCAUUGGAGGAUACUUGGCGUAACUUGCAGAAGAUCAUCAAGGAGCGCGACGUCGAACUAGCCAAAGAAGCGCAACGGCAAGAAGAGAAUGAUAAAUUGCGCAAGGAAUUCGCCAAGCAUGCCAACGCGUUCCAUCAGUGGCUCGCGGAAACAAGGACAUCUAUGAUGGAAGGAUCCGGGUCUCUGGAACAGCAACUGGAAGCCACUAAGCGAAAGACUCAAGAAGUGCGCGCACGUCGUCAAGAUCUGAAGAAGAUCGAAGACUUGGGAGCCAUCCUGGAGGAACAUCUGAUCUUGGACAAUCGUUACACGGAGCACAGUACAGUGGGCUUGGCGCAGCAGUGGGAUCAGUUGGACCAGCUGGGAAUGCGCAUGCAGCACAACCUGGAGCAACAGAUUCAAGCUCGAAACCAGUCUGGUGUGUCCGAGGACGCGCUUAAAGAAUUCUCCAUGAUGUUCAAGCACUUCGACAAGGAUAAGAGCGGUCGUCUGAAUCAUCAAGAAUUCAAGUCAUGCCUGAGAGCUCUGGGUUACGAUCUGCCCAUGAUGGAAGAGGGACAACCUGAUCCGGAAUUCGAGAACAUAUUAGACAUUGUGGAUCCGAACAGGGACGGUUACGUAUCGUUGCAAGAAUACAUGGCGUUUAUGAUCAGCAAGGAAACGGAGAAUGUGCAGAGCUCGGAGGAAAUAGAGAACGCUUUCCGUGCCAUCACCGCGGCAGAUCGGCCGUAUGUCACGAAGGAGGAAUUAUAUGCCAACCUCACGAAGGAGAUGGCCGAUUAUUGUGUCGCUCGCAUGAAACCUUACGUAGAUCCCAAGUCGGAACGACCGAUAACGGCAGCAUUGGACUAUAUAGAAUUUACACGUACUCUUUUCCAAAACUAAUCGCAUAUAUAUAUAUAUAUAUAUAUAUAUAUAUACACAUAUCUAUUAUUAUUCCCUUUUCAAGCUUAUUAAAUUAUAACCGCAUAAACGAUACAGGAUAUCGCAUUUUUCUUUCGGAGAAACUGAGACUAUGUUUUUCAACAUUUCUAUUAAUAUAUUGUUAACAUAUUAAUAUAUUAUCGCUUUUAGAAUAUCGACAUUCAAAAAAUUUCGCCGCACAUAUAUCAACUGGUUGAUGCAAAAACUCGCUGCGCAGCUUGUUUUUCAACUAUCACGCAAAUAUAUGAAAUGUAAACUUUCUUUUUCAUGGAAAAUUGUGAUGUUUUUAUCUUUUUUAUGAAUAGGGGUACGCGAAAAUUAUAUAUGAAAUAAAGAUUGCAGCAAUAUAUCACUUGAA
This is a messenger RNA of Harpegnathos saltator (Jerdon's jumping ant), 7966 nucleotides long. It is a transcript of the gene alpha-Spec, whose product is annotated as alpha spectrin. The record is from RefSeq and is a predicted model, not a curated record. Bases 313 to 7569 code for a protein of 2418 amino acids. Gene Ontology annotation, molecular function: calcium ion binding; protein binding. The transcript is spliced from 8 exons. Lineage: Eukaryota; Metazoa; Arthropoda; Insecta; Hymenoptera; Formicidae.